GCGGCGGCACGGAAAACAAUGGGGCCGAGACGGAGGCGACAGGCCGAGGCCUGAGGUGGGCAGUGAGCGCCCGCCCGAAGUCGGGCAGAGCGGAGCGGGGGCAAGAUAGGCCGCCGCGUGCCAGCCUGCUCCGCAGCCCGCGGGAGCAUGGCGCGGCCGUGAGGCGGACCGAGACCGCCGGGGGAAGCGGAGCCCACAGUGCCAGCCGGCCCGGAGAGGCCCGGGCCCGGCCCGUGCAGCCCCGCGGCCCAUGGUGCUGCCCACCUGCCCCAUGGCGGAGUUCGCGCUGCCGCGGCACAGCGCGGUCAUGGAGCGCCUCCGCCGGCGCAUCGAGCUGUGCCGGCGCCACCACAGCACCUGUGAGGCCCGCUACGAGGCCGUGUCGCCCGAACGCCUGGAGCUCGAGCGCCAGCACACCUUCGCCCUGCACCAGCGCUGCAUCCAGGCCAAGGCGAAGCGCGCCGGCAAGCACCGGCAGCCGCCCGCCGCCGCCCCGGCCCCGGCCCCGGCGCCCGCCCCGGCCCCGCGGCUCGACGCAGCCGACGGCCCCGAGCACGGCCGCCCGGUCGCGCAUCUUCAUGAUACAGUGAAGAGGAAUCUUGACAGUGCUGCCUCCCCUCAGAAUGGUGAUCAACAAAAUGGCUAUGGAGACCUCUUUCCUGGACAUAAGAAGACCCGCAGGGAAGCACCUCUGGGUGUCCCUGUGUCUGCUAAUGGACUACCUCCAGCCUCACCCCUUGGUCAGCCUGACAAGCCUUCCGGGGGAGAUGUCCUGCAAUCCAGUGGGAAGCACUCCCUGGGGCUGGACUCCAUCAACAAAAAGUGUCUGGCAGACUCAAGCCUCCAUUUGAAUGGAGGUAGCAACCCCAGCGAGUCAUUUCCUCUGAACCUGAAUAAAGAACUAAAGCAAGAACCUGUCGAUGACCUGCCAUGCAUGAUUACCGGGGCAGGAGGGUCCAUAUCGCAGAGCAACCUCAUGCCUGACCUGAAUCUUAAUGAGCAGGAGUGGAAGGAACUCAUUGAGGAAUUGAACAGGUCAGUGCCUGACGAGGACAUGAAGGACCUGUUUACUGAGGACUUCGAGGAGAAGAAGGAUCCUGAACCUUCUGGCUCUGCCAUACAACCCCCAUUGGUCCAGGACAUUAAUAUUAAGACAGAAUUCUCUCCAGCAGCUUUUGAGCAAGAACAAUUAAGCUCGCCACAAGUAAGGGCCGGGUCUGCAGGACAGACCUUUCUGGCACCUUCAUCUGCCCCUGUGAGCACAGACUCUUCCACCAUUGGGGGCUCUCAGUCCCUGUUUCACAACUCUGGUCAGCCUGGGGCAGACAGUCCUGGUUCCAACCUGAUGCUGGCAUCAGCCCAAGCCCAGAAUUCACAAAGAGCCCUCCCAAGUGUGGUGUUGCCCAGCCAGGGCCCUGGAGGGGCCUCAGAGCUUUCCUCUGCCCACCAGCUCCAGCAGAUUGCUGCCAAGCAGAAGCGUGAACAAAUGCUCCAGAACCCACAGCAAGCUGCCCCGGCCCCUGCCCCAGGCCAGAUGUCCACAUGGCAGCAGGCAGGACCCUCCCACAAUCCUUUAGAUGUCCCUUAUCCCAUGGAGAAGUCUUCUAGUCCUCCUGGCUAUAAGCAAGACUUCUCCAACUCCAAACUGAUCAUGAUGUCUAGUGUGACCAAGAGUUCCCCUCGGCCUGGAGCCCCCUACCUCCAGCCCAGCCAUGUGAACCUACUGAGUCACCAGUCCCCGAACAGCUUGAAUCAGAAUGCCGUGAAUAAUCAAGGGUCAGUGCUGGACUACGGCAAUACAAAACCCCUUUCUCAUUACAAAGCAGACUGUGGGCAAAGUGGCCCAGGGUCUGGCCAGAACAAGCCAGCCUUGAUGGCCUAUCUUCCCCAGCAGCUGCCUCAUCUGAAUAACGAGCAGAACCCCUUGUUUCUGAUGAAACCAAAGCCAGGAAACAUGCCCUUCCGCUCACUGGUUCCACCUGGCCAGGAGCAGAAUCCUCCCAGCGUCUCAGGGCCAGCCCAAGCCACCAGUGUGGGGACCCAGCCACCUGCUGUGUCUGUGGCCAGCACUCAUAGCAAUUCCCCAUAUCUCAGCAACCAGCAGCAGGUGGCUGUAAUGAAGCAACAUCAAUUGCUCUUGGACCAGCAGAAACAGAGGGAGCAACAGCAGAAGCAUCUGCAGCAGCAGCAACAAUUCCUGCAGAGGCAACAGCACCUUCUGGCAGAGCAGGAGAAGCAGCAGUUUCAGCGUCAUCUGACCCGACCACCCCCCCAGUACCAAGACCCAACACAAAGCACCUUCCCACAACAGGUUGGACAGUUCACAGGAUCCUCUGCUGCUGUGCCUGGCAUGAACAACUUGGGUCCAUCCAACUCCAGCUGCCCUCGAGUGUUCCCUCAGCCUGGGAGUCUGAUGCCAAUGGGCCCUGGACAUGCUUCCGUUUCCUCCCUCCCCUCCAACUCAGGCCAGCAGGACCGGGGUGUAGCCCAGUUCACUGGCACCCAGAACAUGCCUCAGAGCAGCCUCUAUGGCAUGGCUUCUGGCAUAACACAGUUAGUUGCCCAGCCCCCUCCACAGGCCACCAAUGGACAUGCCCACAUUCCACGGCAGACCAGCGUGGGUCAGAACACCUCAGUACCAGCUGCUUAUGGACAGAAUUCUCUGGGGAGCUCUAGCCUCACCCAGCAGCACACUAAGGGGACCCUGACCUCUGGUUUAACUAAGCCACAGGUCCCAAGGGUGUCAGCAGCCAUGGGAGGCCAGAAUGCCUCAUGGCAACACCAGGGAAUACCAAACCUGAGCGGCCAGACCCCAGGGAACAGCAAUGUAAGCCCUUUCACGGCAGCCUCCAGUUUCCACAUGCAGCAGGCCCACCUGAAAAUGUCCAGUUCGCAGUUCUCCCAGGCAAUGCCCAGCAGGCCCAUGGCCCCCAUGAGCUCAGCAGCGGCAGCAGGGUCCAUGCUGCCCACAGUGAGCACACAUCAGAGGACCAGUGCCCCUGCACCUGCACCUCCCCAGGCAGCCCCCCAGCAGGGCUUGCCUGGCUUGAGCCCAGCAGGGGCUGAGCUAGGGGCUUUCAGCCAGAGCCCCACCUCCCAGAUGAGCGGCCGGACCGGACUGCACUGCGCCCAGGCCUACCCUGUGCGGACCGCUGGCCAGGAGCUGCCCUUUGCCUACAGCGGACAGCCGGGCAGCAGUGGGCUCUCAAGUGUGGCUGGACACACCGACCUGAUCGACUCCCUGCUGAAGAACAGGACUUCAGAGGAGUGGAUGAAUGACUUGGACGACUUUCUAGGGUCUCAGUAAUGGAGGAUUUGUGGUAUUUUUAGUGUUCACAUAUCCUAUAUUUUUGUUCUCAGAUUCAAGAAGGAGCAACUACUUUGGACCAAAAGCCCAUAGCCCAGGGAGCUAGCAAGCAUGAGUCUCAGCUGAGGCUCAGCUCCAGUCAGGAUCUGCAGGGCUCCCAGGCUAGCAGUUAUGGUCCAUCAGGCUGGCCCCAGCCAUCUGCUGGCAUUACUGCCUGGUGCUGGGAGAGGAGAGCAGGAUAGGAUUUCAAGUGGCUUCCUACUCCGAUGACCAAAAAUGAACAGUAGCAGCAGUGCAACUCCAUAGUGUCAGGCUUAGGAAAGUCUGUGCCAUUGUGUUGACAUUAAGGUUUCUCCACUGGCCUUGUGUUGGAGAUAAGGUUUUUACUGAAACUUUAAAUAGAAUUACUUGCAAUUUGUAGCAUAAAAGAGAUUUUAAUUUUUUUUUUUUAAGAAAGGUUUUAAAACAGAUUAGGCUAGGUGGUGGUUUAUACUGUUUAUGUGGCAUUGGACCUAGGCUUUCCUUUUGAUUUAGAGCCCUUUUUUUCCCUCUCUGUCAGCUUUCAGGGGAGGGGGGGUGCUGGGAAAUCAUUCCCUAACUAAGCACAGGCUGUGACUGCAGAUGCCAAAAAGGAGCAGGAUGCCGUGAGAACGUAUCUGAUGAUCACCUAGGAGUGUUGUCCUUCUCGCUCACUCUUGAGAACCACAGGCCCUGUACCAGGCCAGAUGCCGAAGAGAGAGUUUCUGGGGUCCAGUCCUCAACAUGUUGUGCGUUGUCUCUGACGCCUUGUAUUUAACAUGGUAGGAGCAUGUUCAUUGUUCUGUUCUGCACAGAUGGCUUUCCUCUACCCCAUCCCAUGACCUCUCUUUCAUCCCCCCAGCCAAAAUGGGAGCCGUGAUUUACUACAUUGGAGGAGGCAGAGAGUCGUUAAAAUUCCUUAGGGAACCCUAGUAUUGAAAAGGUUUAGGAGAAGAAGGCUGCAGGCCAGCCCAAGAGAAGGAAUUCCACUUUGCCAGCUUCUGCCACUCCCUCCUCAGAUGACUUGCACUUUUAAAAGAUUGUUUUAUAACACUAACGCAUCCUUUCUAAAAACUCAAGUGGAUUCUCUUUGAAGGUCUAUUAGUUAAUGGACUUGACUGAGCUGAGAACCCAUAAAAUAGAAUAUGGAGUGUGGCUUCUUUGUGGAGAACAAGAAAGAGAGCACUUGCCUGAAUGAGAAGCAAGACGGUGAGUGCAGGGAGAGACCCUGAAUGCAGGAUGGUGGAGGGAAAGGAGUUUGCUGAAGAGUGGCUUGCAUGCAGAAACCACAACCCCAUCUGUAUCUCCCUGGAGUAUCAAGAUAGAACAUUCAAGGCAUAGUAGAAUUGAGCCAUGGAAAAUACUCAUGUGACCAGCCUGAGUCACUUGGAGAGGAUGGGAGGGUGGGACGCCCACUGUCAGUUAGUUUGCGCCAGUAGUGCCUUUUUCACUGAGGGCACUCAGGUCCUCAGAGUCUCUCUAAUAGCCAUUUCCCUUGCACGCCCUCCCAACCUUCCCAAGAUACUCCACUUAGCUCUCAGAGAAGGGGGCAGAUUAUAAAGCCAGUGAAGGCUCCACUCUUAGAAAAUUCCCCGAUCUGAAGGGAAAGAGAGUGACUUCAGCAGGUUUUCAACCAAAAAUAGGGCUGAAGGCUGGUUGUGGAUCUCCAUUCCUCUCCUAGACUCCCCCAGCUGCUGCCCGCCUCCUGCCUCUAUCCCCGCGGCACUUGCCCCCCCCCCCCCCCCAGCACUCUGCCUUAAGCCCCAGGCUAACAAACAGUGGGCUUCUCACUUGCUGCAGUGUCAUAGCAAUAAAAUGUGAUUCUUGGGGUCUCCCCACAGAGCUGCCCACUGCUUUAUUUAUGAAUCUAGCUUUGGGGAGUCGGGAGGAGACAUUUCCGUGCACAUCCCCGUCUUCCUGGAGCCAGGACUCAGAAGAAAAGGGUGCUCGGACUUUUGUUAUACACAUGUGCUUUGUGUAAAUAAAUGUUUACAAUUUUAUAUUGAAGAUGGAAUAAGCGUUAGAGCUUCCGACUGUAUAUUUUUUACUUUUAUAGAUUUUAAAACUAUGAUCCUUUAUAUAUGUGUUUUGGGGGGAGCUAUAAUGUUUUAUGGCAAACAGUGGUAUUGUUAACUUUUUAUGGUCAUCAAAAGUACAUUUUAAAAAUCCUAUUAAUCCCCUUAUUCUUCUAUUUCCCUUAACUAUGGUAUAUACCAAAAAGAAAUCUUUACUUUCCUUGUUUUAUCAGUAUAAAAAUAAUAAAAAUAUUUUGCUAGUAUGGAAA
This is a messenger RNA of Dipodomys spectabilis (banner-tailed kangaroo rat), 5609 nucleotides long. RefSeq names its product mastermind like transcriptional coactivator 1 (gene Maml1). Gene Ontology annotation, biological process: Notch signaling pathway; positive regulation of transcription of Notch receptor target. Gene Ontology annotation, cellular component: nuclear speck; nucleoplasm. NCBI's taxonomy places the organism in Eukaryota, Metazoa, Chordata, Mammalia, Rodentia, Heteromyidae. The record is from RefSeq and is a predicted model, not a curated record. The coding region runs from base 251 to 3307 and encodes 1018 amino acids. The transcript is spliced from 5 exons. Gene Ontology annotation, molecular function: transcription coactivator activity.